This is a messenger RNA of Eleginops maclovinus (Patagonian blennie), 1323 nucleotides long. RefSeq lists its product as uncharacterized. Lineage: Eukaryota; Metazoa; Chordata; Actinopteri; Perciformes; Eleginopidae. The coding region runs from base 476 to 1183 and encodes 235 amino acids. The record is from RefSeq and is a predicted model, not a curated record. The transcript is spliced from 9 exons.
GCCUGCCUCUGUGAAAAUAUCGAGGCAGGCUUCUACCAACACUUCUGUGAUGCUGGGUGUGAAACACGUGUUGUUUAUAACUCAAGAAAAGGAAGUAGAUAACAAAAGCCCCAGGUCAUGCCUCUAAAUGGGUUUGUGUGAUCUUAUGGUGCAACCAUGACAAGAACAGCACUGACCAAACUCCUCAUCCUCGUGAUCCUCACCUUUAUCAUCUGCCUCCCUGAUUUCUUCACAUUGUACAGAGUAUCAAAAGUGAACUUCCUCUGCCUGCCCUACCGAUGCUGUGAGGGAGGGAAUCAGGUGAAGAAGGGGGGGGAAAAAUGGGGAUGCUGAAAUUACAAGAAAGUGUGUGUGUGCCCCUUCACCGACUCCAGAAAGUGACGGGUUCGAGCAAGAUUGCACAACAGAGCAUCAGAGCAACACAACAGAUUCGGGGUCCAGGAAAGCUGCCAGAGACCCAGAACAGAGCUGCUUCAUGUGUGAAACAGAUAUUGACAUUGCACAAUUACACAGAAACAGCUCAUCUUCAGCUCUAAAAAUACAUUUGGAGGUGUCAGUGGAGCUUCAACUUGGGGAUGCAGUGACCCUGAAUCUCACCUUAUAUGGCCAGACUAAUCACAGCUCCUUACACCUCUAUCCACCUGAGGAGGAUGACAACAAACAGGAGGAGGAGGAGGAGGAGGAUAAAGAAGGACAGGGGAAGGCAUUUUACUGCUGCCUCCCUGCCCUUCCCAUCUCGGAGUCAGCCAAUCAAAGCCACUGUCUCCUUUGGCUCGCCAAUCAAACAGUUUUGACUGCAACAGCAAAGGAAAAGCUGCCAUGGAAACGGACAGAGAAAGAUGAGUGGCAGUGUCUGUUCAGGGUGCUCUGGCUGGCUCUGGUUAGUGUGGGGCUGCUCACUAUAGUCAUAACUGUGCUCGGACGAAUCUACUGGCGAAGGAACUCAUGCCAAAAGUCCAAGGUGCAUCCUGUUGGUUAUGAUGUCGCUGGCCAGGGGUUGAAGGAUGGUGAGAUGCACACAGAAAUCAUCAUUCCCAAAGGACUUUCAACAAUUCCAGAAGUUGACACGCAGGAUAAUGAUGACAUCCUGCUGGAUGGUAACAGUGAGCACUGCUAUACAGCAAAUCUGCAUCAUCGCAACCAUCCCUUCAUCUCCUCGUUAUCAGAGGAGCAGACCUGGUGACAGAGGGGCAGCCAGAGCAGCUGACUUGUCCUCGACUUUGACUUACUGACUUUGAGUGGUGGACAAAAAUAAAAAAUACAACUUUACUCACCAGCUACCUUAAAGGUAAAAAUGAAAUAAAAACAUCUGAGACACAUGAA